GUGGGCCGGCGGCGUGAUGGAGCAGCAGCAGCAGCAGCAGCAACAGCAACUGAGAAAUUUGCGGGACUUCCUGUUGGUCUACAAUCGGAUGACAGAACUCUGCUUCCAGCGCUGCGUGCCCAGCCUGCACCACCGAGCUCUGGACGCUGAGGAGGAGGCCUGUUUGCACAGCUGUGCUGGGAAGCUGAUCCAUUCCAACCACCGCCUCAUGGCCACUUAUGUGCAGCUCAUGCCUGCCCUGGUACAGCGCCGCAUCGCAGACUAUGAGGCUGCCUCAGCUGUGCCAGGUGUUGCUGCUGAACAGCCUGGAGCCUCGCCAUCAGGCAGCUAGCUAUUUCCCACCCCCAGAAGGGGAGGGACUGGACCGACCUUCCCAUUGAAGGAGCCAGUGGACCUUGGGCUGGGUAAAGCAUGUACAGAGAAAGUGAGGGGUUGCCUGAGAGACGGCUAUCUUUGCUCUUUUUCCUGGAGCUAAUAAACCUGCUUUUCUACUGUGUUUCGUUUUUUGGCGGGGGCAGUGGUAAGGAACCCACUUUAUUGGCACCAUCCUUUGUUCUGUGAGUCAGUGCAUAUAUUACCUUCAGCUCUGGCUGCUGAGAAGUUGCCUUUUAUGUGCAGAAGGGAAACCUCAGUAUCCCAGGCUCCUGGUUCAAGCAGGGUAUGUGGGUACAGUUUUAAGGUUGGUUCUUGCCCAGAUGACAGAAAAUAUGAGCCCUGUCUAGCUGUCCUUGAGACUUAAAUGGCUCACUUGUGAGCCAAGUAUGUAUUAGUUCAUAACUAUUUUUUCAUGGACUAUAUUUUAUAAGAAAGGAUUCUACCAGGUCUAGGGAAGGCAGGAGAUAUCUAAGGACAACAAUUCGAAAAACAACAGGGUUUCUAGGCACUACCUCCUAUGAAAUUAGUAGCCACAGAACAGAGAUGAAACUUGUAAGAAUUCUGGAGUGUUCUGGAACCUCUACCAUUUCUUACUAUUUCCUGUCUUCUCAGGAUGAGCAAUAAAAGCUUUAAACAAUAAAGGUCUAUGUGCUUGCUUUCAGGGCAGCCAGGAAGGGGAAAACUUGGGGGACCAUAUUUUGUAAUAUAGCCAGACAUGAGGGGGACAAACUCAAGGGAGAAGUAGAAGGCAAUUUCUCAGCAGCCAGGGCUGAAGCCAACAGAUAUGCACUAACUGACAGAACAAAUAAUGGUGCCAAAAAGGGAUAAAGGAUAAAAAAAGAUAAAGCCAAAUCUUUGGGACGUCUUUACUGUUACCUCAAUAUUUCACCCCUUGUCUAUAAACUCUCAACUCCAGCUCUUUCACUCUCCUACCCCACAUUGUUCUCCCUGUACCUAUUCUGUCAUUUCUAAUGCUAGUGUCUCCAUUCUUGCCUCAUUUAUUGCCCUCCUUGUGUAGUUCAUUUCUGUAUUAUCUAUCUGAAUGGCAUAUCCCUCCAUCACCCCAUUUUCUUGCUGUCCUUGGCCCCUAUGUAUCAAUCCAGUGUUUAUCUUUUCUAUUUCUCCAUUCAAGCUGCUACAGAAAAACACAAUUGUUUAAUGGAAGCCACUAAAAAUUCUUUGUCUCCAACCUCAAGUCAAGCUCUCACAACCAAUAAGCAAUCCUUUAUAUGUUUCCUGGUGGUGCAGUGGUUAAGAGCUACGGCUGCUAACCAAAACGUCGGCAGUUCGAAUCCACCAGCUACUCCUUGGAAAACCUA
Molecule: messenger RNA, 1694 nt
Organism: Trichechus manatus latirostris (Florida manatee)
Lineage: Eukaryota; Metazoa; Chordata; Mammalia; Sirenia; Trichechidae
Gene: TIMM10B
Product: translocase of inner mitochondrial membrane 10B
Exons: 3
Coding region: 17-331 (104 amino acids)
Cellular component (GO): mitochondrial intermembrane space chaperone complex
Source: RefSeq, a predicted model, not a curated record